GAUUUAGUUCUAAUGCUCAAAUUGCUAAAAAUGUUGGUAUUGUAGUUGAAUGUUGUGAAUGUAACAAGUGGCGUGUAUUAUAUACAAAAGAAUCUGAAACAUCCAAAGAUGAUAAUAUUAAUAAUUAUGAAAGUGACAAUGUAAGUAAACUUUUUGAGAAAGUUAAAGUAAACAAUAGCUUGACAUGUGAUUCUUCAAUGGAAAUUCCUUAUUAUUCAUCUGAAUUAUUUGAAGACAUCUGUUUUCAAUGUGGAAAAAUUCCUGAAGAGGGCGAUAAUAAUCAAGUUAGUAUUGAAGAAGGAUACUAUUAUUAUUGUAAUGAAUGUUAUAUUACAGUUAAUAAUAAAAAAAAGGAGUAG
Funneliformis geosporum is the source of this 359-nucleotide messenger RNA. The record is from the annotation of a GenBank genome assembly. Lineage: Eukaryota; Fungi; Glomeromycota; Glomeromycetes; Glomerales; Glomeraceae.